CACAGGGAAGGUCUGAGACUCAGAUGCUUGUUUUUGUACUUUGGCCUUCUUGCAUCUCUGCUUACUCACCUACCCCUUUCCUUGGUUGGUUGGCAGGUUAAAAACAAACAAACAAAAAAACCUUCUGUCUGUCAUGACUGAAAUAACAGAGGUAGUAUUUUCUAAAAGUUUUCCUAAGAAAGGUAAUGUUUUCUGGCAGUGAGUGGCAUAUACAAAAAGCUAUUUUUAGGCUUCGUUUUCUAGAUUAAAAUUGUAGCUAAUUUAAGCCUUAGAAGGAAAUAUCUUGGAUAAAUUCAGACUUGAAUCUGAGCCUAAUUGCAUCUUGUAUUCGAAAAUGUACAUUCUUUGAAUUGAGGCAUCAUACUGAAAUAGCAGAGUGGCCAUCAGAACAGCUUCCCUAUGGUUGAAUUUGUGUUUGCCCUUAUGAUUGAAAAUUAUUUCUAGGAAAUGCAUUUUGAGAAUUUAAUAGUAUUUGUUGAGAUGAUUUAUAGGAGAGUUUUCUGUCUUUGUCCUCAAAAGAUAAUACCGGUUCUUGCACUUGGAGGGAGAGCAGCCAGCUGUUGAGGAGGGGGUCAGGCUUUAUGGAAAGGAAUGAGUUGUGCCCACCUCACAGUGCUGAGCUGAAAGGUAGCAUGUCCCCACACAGAGGACUUGUGUAGGAUUUGACAGUUCAUACUCUUUUUUCCCCCAGAUUCUUCUCUAGUGAAAUACCAAUUAUUCUUACCAGGCAGAAAGGAUUUUAUCCUAAUGUCACUUCCGAGAGAGAGUGAGAGUGUGUGUGUGUGUGUGUGUGUGUGUGUGUGUGUGUGUGUUUCUUUUGUCCUAGCCCUCAUUUUGCCAGUAAGGAACCAGGGUAGUUGUGUGUGGGAACUGCUCGGGGUCACACUGCUGUGCUUUGACAUUAGGAACAUACUAUGCCAACAACCCGGUGAGACACAGACGAGGCAAGAAGCAUUUCCCAGAGAUGGGAUGGGAGGCUGAGAUAAUAUGGACAUUUCGUAUGGAGUCCAAAAUGAAAUUUAUGUCUUGCUAUGGGCAGACUAGGGACCCACACUGUGAAGACAUGUUUUCCUGCUUUGUGAUGGUUAGGGAGGGAGCAUUUAGAAGGUCAAGUCCCUAAAUCACUUCUCUGUCCAGAACAUCCCUCCGUGCUAGUGCCUUUCAGUAGGCAAAUGCCAUUCUCUCUGUGCGAGGCCUUGUGAAGGGUCAGAGCCCAGCCCUGGAAGCAUGAGCCUUACAGUUGAGAGCUUUGGCAGUUGUCCCUACUCUUUGCCUACUAGGGUGUGUUCUCACUGUGGCUUCUCUGCUGACACCUGAGCACCCAAAGGCCAUGUUCUGUCUGGCUCAUGUGCCUCUUGGGCUGUGCCUCCUGAACUGGCCUGUUAGGUGUGGUACCCCGGAAAGCAGCUGUAUCAUCUCACUCUUCCUCCCCUGGCUUCAGUUAUCUUCAUGAGGAUGUCUUUUGAGCUCUGGGCCUGUGGACUAUUUCUGUCCUUAGUACAUGCAUCUACUGUAUACCAGGUAUGGUUUCAGGUGCUGGGAUCCCACUCUCAAGUAUCUCAAAUAUCUCAAGUGUCACUCCUGGCUUAAGGAGUGAUCUCACCAAUUGGAAGCCAGAAACUUGGGAGCCAUUCUAGAUUUCUUCCCCUCCCAUGUCUAGAAUCCAGUACCCCUUCCAUUCCCAGUGCCUGUGCCUUAGUUCAGUCCCUCAUCUCUAACCUGGACUGUUGAGUUUGUUCUCCAGCUGGUCUCUAAAAUUUCCUUGUGUGUCUUCAUAUGGCCACAGAAUGCUGAAAAUACUUCAGUCAUUCCCUGUUGUCUUCCAUGAAAAACUUGUGGCUCCCGAGGCUCUCUGAUCCAGCCUCUGAUGGCUUUGGCUGAACCUCCCAAUCCCCUAUCCUGCAUUUCCACCCUGAACCAACUACCCUCCCUCAUUACAGGUGGCGGGGCCAGCUGCCCUCCCCCACUUGCUUUAUCCAGUUCUCUUGUCACCUACUACACUGAACCUCUGGGGUCCCCCAGCAUUAUUCCAGGCACAUAGUAAGUGCUCUUAGUUGCUUAAUGAAUGAUGAUGAAAUAAAAGGAAGAGCUAUCACUUUUUUUUUUCUUUUUUUCCUGCAGGAUGGAGUAUUGUAUUCUCCAAUGUCCCAAGUGGCUAUCCCAGGGCUCUGGAGUAUGGAGGUCACAGAAAGCUUGUCCAACCCAGCGAGAGCAGGUGUGUAACUUCCCAGUGACUUCCCAGUGUGCUCCUCUCCUGCUGCCUCCUGGGCCAUGGCCGGGCCACCGCAGCUGUCCGUCAAUUUACUAUGAUUGGAAGCUAAGAGGGGGUGGUUUGGGGGAGGAAUCAGUGUCCUGACUGGUCAGGGCUCCACUGCAGUUUUCUGUUCUAAGAUGCAGACUGGAGAUGGAGCUCUGGCUAAUUAAUGCUGUUUCAGUCGUGUGAUUAGUCAAUGGUCUGCAGUAUACAUUGAGGGCAUGUGUCAGAUACUCAGGAAGUCUUGUGAGUGUGGCCAGGGAGAUGUUUCUGAUGCCCUGUCGUGCAUUAAAAAGAUUGACCUCUAACCUGGAGGAUUACCCAAACUUUGCAAUAAAAAAAAAAAGAGUGCAUGCACAGGAGGGAAGGGAAUGUUUACAGCACAACGGCCAGAGACCGCAGCUUUAUAACGCCAAGUCUUCUGUUGCCGUGCUUUAAAAUGAGGGAUUUUAGAACUCAGGGAAAGGUCAGUUGAGGGCUAAUGCCAGUUCUCAAUGAAAACUGGAUUGGCUGUUAGAAAUUUAGCGUCGUAAAGGCAAAUAGUGACUCACUGGCUGAUUUCAAGCACGUGUCCUCUGAAAGCAUGCCCCCCGCCCCCGCCCCGUCUGCCCUGUGAUCCCCGCAUCGCCGCACCUCCGCUCUGUGCACCCUCCCGCAAGUCCCCGCGGAGCAGCCUAGCACAAAUGCGGCAGCCCUGGUUGCUCUGCGAGCCCCAACAGCCCGGCAGCGGCGGACUGCGCCCAUGCCGGCCCAGAACCAUGGGCGACCGCGUUGUUGCCACCCGGAUCUCGCUCUUGGGGAAACAGGUCCGAUUUAUAAAAUAGUAUUAAAGGAACUUUGGAUUAAAAGAUGAAACCUUCCAGCUGGACACUAGUGAAUGCCUGCAGGCGUUUUGGGGUGCCCACCCCCCACCCCUGCCUCUGCGCCCACCGGUCCGUGCUCCUCGGCGGCUCACACCCAGGCCCCACCGGGCCCUCCCCUCUCCACAGCCGGCCUCCCCCAGGCCAGGGGGCGGUGCUGCGGCGGCGCGGGGAGGGCCGCGGGGGCGGGGACGCCGGGCGGGGGUGGUGCGGCCCGGAGCGCGGGGAGCCGAGCGGCGGGCACCGGGGCCGGCAUGGCGUGGCCCUGCAUCAGCCGCUUAUGCUGCCUGGCGCGGCGCUGGAACCAGCUGGACCGCUCCGACGUGGCAGUGCCGCUCACCCUGCACAGCUACUCGGACCUCGAGAGCGAGGAGCCCGGUGCAGGCGGCGCCGCUUCCCGCAGGGGCCCGUCUCCUGCAGGCACCCGGGACCCCGGCCGGGACGUGCCGCUCACUCAGUACCAGCGGGACUUCGGCGUGUGGACGGCCCCCACGGGGCCCAGAGAUGCUCCGCAGGGGCGUGGGUCCGGUGUGGGCGGCCGCAGGAACAAGCCCCCCACGGCCCCUGGCCGUGGUGUCUACGUGCUCCCCAUCGGCGACGCGGACUCGGCUGUGGUGACCACGUCGUACAGACAGGAGUUCCAGGCCUGGACCGGAGUGAAGCCGCCAAGAUCCACAAAGGCAAGACCGACCACAGUCAUCACAACCCACAGCUCCAGAUGGGACAGCAGCCCCGGGGGUGGCUUCCAGUUGAUGACUAGAAGGAACACCAUACAUACUGGCAAAGAACUGGGAGCAUUUUUUGGGACGAAGUGGCAUUAGCCUCAUUCUCUGAAAGACUUUAACAUGUUAUCUACACCUAGAUGACUCCCACCCUGCUCUCUCACUUACAGUUGGGGGAGCUCACUGUGAGGAGGCAGCUGUCGGCUUUGGAAAGCUGCCUCCUUUGCCGGUAAGUCCCAGCCCACAUGGCCAUGCAGAGCGAGCCUGGCCCAGUUUGCACAGCCGGUGGUCAAACAUUCGAAGGCAUUUCUGUCCGCUCUUGGAGAUUAGAGGCACAGGCUAAGGACAGUUCUUGGUAAGGAAACUCCAGGAUUUCCCUGUGGGUCUUCUUCCCUCUCCAGCCCCCACGCACUGUGUCUGGUGAGCAUUUAGUUAAGCCACAGCCGCGGACCUCCUGUUUCCCAGCCCCUUGGACGACUUGGAGCGGGGCUGGUCCCUCAGAGGGAGGGCUGGCUCUGGCUGGCACAGCCUUCCUCUUAAGUGCAGCAAAGGAAAUGCUCUGAAUCAUUCUAAAGGCAGAACCAAAACCAUAUGCUUACACAAAGGGUUCUAUUAUUUCUGACUUCAUUGGUUUGCAUGUUAGAUGUUUCUAAGAAAAAAGAGACUGCCUGCUGCUGUGCAUUCUGUGGGAAAUGAACAGAUUAACCGUACAAUCUCAGAUUUUACUAAAAUGCAAAAAUGUACUGUUACAAUUUCUUGUUAGCUUAUUUCUUUAAUUAUAAACCUGGAGCGCCUUCUCAUAUGUCUUUAUCAUCCUCUCGGACUUUGGCGGAUCGUGGCUAUGACUGGUUGCCCCUUGAUGGCUGACAAAUCCCAAGGUCUCUCCGUUUGGACUGCCAUCCACAGUGGUGUCUUACACGGUAUUCACAGGACACACCAACCUCCCCUCUUUCAUGUGCACCACCCUCUGCACCCCUGAAGCUAGGGUGAAAAGGUCCUCUUUAAGCUAGUCUUGGGCUAACUCCCGACUUCUCUACUCACUGUGAGCAGCUUCCAUUUCCUUAUCUGCAGAGUAAGGAGAACACCC
Mustela erminea (ermine) is the source of this 4923-nucleotide messenger RNA. It is a transcript of the gene MAP6D1, whose product is annotated as MAP6 domain containing 1. Gene Ontology annotation, cellular component: microtubule; cis-Golgi network; Golgi-associated vesicle. The record is from RefSeq and is a predicted model, not a curated record. Lineage: Eukaryota; Metazoa; Chordata; Mammalia; Carnivora; Mustelidae. The transcript is spliced from 3 exons. Gene Ontology annotation, molecular function: microtubule binding; calmodulin binding. The coding region runs from base 3132 to 3935 and encodes 267 amino acids. Gene Ontology annotation, biological process: microtubule cytoskeleton organization; regulation of microtubule cytoskeleton organization; cytoskeleton-dependent intracellular transport.